Molecule: messenger RNA, 1230 nt
Organism: Adineta steineri
Lineage: Eukaryota; Metazoa; Rotifera; Eurotatoria; Adinetida; Adinetidae
Source: the annotation of a GenBank genome assembly
AUGACCUGCAUUCAAAUAAAUAUGACACCUGUUUUAUUACCGUAUACUAAUCAGGAACAACAAUUAGUAAUAUUUGAUUUAAAUGUUAUGUAUCCAAUAGAUGUAAUAAAUAAUCAUAUAGUUAAUACAAGUAUCACUUAUCAUUUAACAAAAAAAAAUGAACUUAAACUUAUUGAUGAUGCAAAAGCAGUAAAUAAAAAACAUAAAAUAAUUUUACCAUUAAUAAAACAUGAAAAUGAUUUAAAUUCUCAUUUAAUUGUUGGAUAUACAAAUGUUUUCAGCAAACCAAAAUUUUGUUCAUCUACAAAUGAAGAAAUAUUUGGUAAAACAUGUCCAUAUACAAAUUGUAAAUAUACAUGUGAUCGAACACAGGAAAAUACGGCUCAAGUACUUUUAAUGCAUAAACAAGAUUUAGAUUAUGAAAAACUUGAUUCAAUAAAAAGAGACUCAGAUCAGAUUUGGCUCUUAUGGCAUGAUGAACCAAAAGAAAACUCCACACAAUUGAAUAAAUAUAAAUUUAAUUGGACAAUGUCAUAUCGAACAAGUGCAGAAGCUUCUUUAGGAGCUUAUGGAAUAACAAUUGCCAAGGAGAAACCAUGGUCUAUAGGAAAAUUUAACUCAUGGGUUAAUAAACAAUUUAAUGAAAGACAUAAUCAAGCUGUUUGGUUUGUAUCAAACUGUCGACCACAAAAACGCUUAAAAAAAUUUCAUUCGCUUCGUCAAUAUUUUCCAAUAUCUGCCUUUGGUAGAUGUAUAAAAUCAAAUGAAUCAUUUUCGUUACAUGCUCAAGUAUUAUCAAAAGAUAAAUGUAAUUAUCAAUCAACAUGUGAAAGAGAUUAUUUAUCAAAAUCUAAAUUUUAUCUUGCCUUUGAAUCACAAUCAUGUACAGAUUAUAUAACAGAAAAAUUCUGGCGUACACUUAAAUUCGGUGCUAUACCAAUUGUUAGUGGACCAGAACGUGAAAACUAUGUACGUAUAGCUCCACCAAAUUCAUUUAUUCACAUUGAUGAUUAUUCAUCCGAUGAUAAACUUGCAAAAACAUUAUAUUCAAUAGCGACGAAUAGAAGUUUAUAUGAAAAAUAUCACUAUUGGAGACGUUAUUAUGAUAUUUAUUAUGAAGCGAAAGAUCUUGAACCAUAUCGAUUUUGUGAAAUAUGCUGUCGUUUAAAUACAAAUAAACAACGUAUUUGGUAUGAAAAUAUUAAUGAUUGGUUUUUGGAAAAAUGUUAA